UUGUUGUUGUUGCUACUUCUCUGGUAGCCGAAGUCUCAACUCAGUUUGCUACCGAGCGUUCGUCGGAUGAUAUUGCAAAGCAUCUGAGUCGCCGAGUCGCAGAGGUCUGAGCACUUUGCAGAACUGCUUAACAUCAGUCUUUAGUGAUAGCUCGCGCUUCUUGCUCGCACGCUCGAUCGCACGUCGCCGUCGUCGUUGCGUCGUCUUACGUCCCAGGGGUUACGUUGUUUUGGCCGCCGCUAAAAUCAGCAAAUGCAAAUUAAGCUGAAACAGGCACAUAAUUAAAUGGAAUAAAUAAAAAUAGUAAUUCUCAAAUAAUACCUGAAGAUCAGUCCACAAAAGUGUGCAUCGGUUCACCAUAAACAGCGGUAAAAAGCGGCAUACGAAAGCGGAAAAUAAAGAAAUACAGGGCAAGCGCGCGUGCGCAGCCAGGAGUGCCCUUACACAAAGGUGUGGUCACUCUAUAAAAAAACUUGCUGUUUUUUACAGAAAUCAUUCAAAAAUCGCAAAUAAAAUUAUAUUCAAAAUAAAACCUUAAAAUAAUGAUAUUAAAACCCACAAUAAACAAAAACUUUUUAUUUAAAUAAAGAAAUCAUAAUUAUGAAAAAUAUACCUACUUGUGAUAUAUACUACUGCUAAAAACAAAAACACAAACACACAGCAAAACCCAAAAGAUAUAUGUCUAGAUAUAUAUUAAACAUGCUUCACGCUCGCCUAAAGUUCUAAAAGUCAAGUGCGAUUUGAGCAAAAACAGCAACAACUCUAUACGCUCAAGUGACGUUUUAUUGGCGCAAGGUGAACAGAAAUAAUAGCAAGCAGAACAAAAACAACAACGGAAAAUACACGAAAAUACACAAACCUUAAAUGGAAAGUUCACAAUGUUAGGAAAAGCAAACCUUAAGUGCGCAACAAAAUAGAAACACUAAGCAAAUAAAUUGGAUUAACUUGAUCGGCUGAUCAGCCAGUAAAAGCAGAUUCUCCGUUUGAGCACAUUGAGUUCAGCAAUACCAGAUUACCAUAAUGAUGAAUCAGGAUAAUCCGUAUGCGAUGAAUCAGACGUGCAAGGUGUGUGGAGAGCCGGCGGCUGGAUUCCAUUUCGGAGCCUUCACAUGCGAGGGCUGCAAGUCCUUCUUCGGUCGGUCGUACAACAAUCUGUCGUCGAUAUCGGACUGCAAGAACAACGGCGAGUGCAUCAUCAACAAGAAGAACCGCACCGCCUGCAAGGCGUGUCGCCUGAAGAAGUGCCUCAUGGUGGGCAUGUCGAAGAGUGGAUCCCGCUAUGGUCGCCGCUCCAACUGGUUCAAGAUCCACUGCCUGCUGCAGGAGCAGCAGCAACAGGCGGUGGCAGCGAUGGCGGCGCACCACAACAGCCAACAGGCGGGUGGAGGGGGUUCCGGUGGCUCGGGCGGUGGGGGAGGUAUGCCCAACGGGGUCAAGGGCAUGUCGGGAGUGCCCCCGUCCUCGGCUGCGGCAGCCGCCCUGGGAAUGCUGGGUCAUCCGGGUGGCUAUCCGGGACUCUAUGCCGUCGCCAAUGCCGGUGGCUCGGUGCGGAGCAAGGAGGAGCUGAUGAUGCUGGGAUUGGAGAGCAGCGGGGAAUACGGAUCGCAUAAGCAUCCGGUGGUAGCCUCACCCUCGGUGAGUUCCCCGGACUCCCACAACUCUGACAGUUCCGUGGAGGUGAGUUCGGUGCGGGGAAAUCCCCUGCUCCAUUUGGGCGGAAAAUCCAGUUCGGGAGGAUCUUCGAGCGGUGCCGAUGGCAGUCAGUCGGGCGGAGGGGGAGUGGUGCCCGGCAGACCACCACAGAUGCGCAAGGACUUGUCGCCAUUCCUGCCGCUACCUUUCACAGGACUCACUUCCAUGCCCGUAAUGCCCCCACCUGCAUUUCUGCCGCCCUCGCACCUGCUCUUUCCCGGCUACCAUCCCGCCUUGUACUCGCACCACCAGGGUCUGCUGAAACCCACGCCGGAGCAACAACAAGCGGCGGUGGCUGCGGCGGCAGUGCAGCAUCUCUUCAAUUCGAGCGGAGCAGCCCAGCGAUUUGCCCCUGGCAAUUCACCAUUUGCCAACCACCAGCAGCACCACAAGGAAGAAGAGCAACCCGCACCACCCAGAAGUCCAAGUAACCACGCCAACAAUAACCACCUUCUCACAAACGGUGGUGCAGCCGAUGAGCUAACCAAACGUUUCUAUUUGGAUGCAGUGCUCAAAUCGCAACAGCAAAGUCCACCGCCGACAACAAAACUACCGCCACACUCCAAGCAGGAUUAUUCAAUUUCAGCUCUGGUCACACCGAAUUCGGAGAGUGGCCGGGAAAGAGUGAAAAGCCGGCAGAGUAAUGGCCAAAACGAAGAAGAUGACGAGGCGAGGGUGGAGGAAAUACUAGACAAUGCUGUAGAUGAUGAAGAAGAGGAGGAUCUGGUGGUCUCCAUGACGCCUCCUCACUCACCCGCUCAACAGGAAGCGGAAACCCCAGCCGCAGAGGAUCCAAAUCCCAGUCCCGGUCAAGAUAAUCCCAUUGAUCUGAGCAUGAAAACCACGGGAAGUUCGCUAAGCAGCAAGAGUAGUAGCCCUGAAAUCGAAACAGAGCCCGAGAUUACCAGCGAUCUAGAGAAAAACGAUACAGAGGACGAUGAUGAUGGUGAGGAUCUGAAAGUAACGCCUGAAGAGGAGAUUUCCGAUGAAGAGGAGGGGGCACGGGAGGAGGAGGACAACAGCACCACGGAGACAGUGAAGACCAGCAUUGAGAAGACCCACAACAACAACAACAGUAUCAGCAACAACAAUAACAAUAAUAAUAACAACAAUAGUAUCCUAAGCGAUAGCGAGGCCAGUGAAACGAUCAAAAGGAAACUAGACGAACUCAUAGAAGCCUCCAGUGAGAAUGGCAAACGUCUGAGGCUGGAAGCCCCCGUUAAGGUGGCCAUCUCGAAUGCCUUGGAUCUGACCACUAAGGUCUGAACACAUUUUCCAAAUGACAGUUAUCAGCCACCGGAGAUCGAUUGAGGCAAUAGAAAAUUGGCCCCCCGCUAAGACACCACCAAAAACACAAAGUAAACAAACAAAUACAAAAUAUGCGAAACAAUAAACGCAUGUGAGUUAUAUAAAUAAUACGAAACAUGAAAUGGACUCUUUGGGGGCAGAAAAGUUUGACUCUGAUUAACAAGCGCUAAAUACGAGUUCGUGCCGUUUUGGUUAGAUGUUAUCACAUCGUUUAAAACAACUAACCAAAUUGCCAAAAUAUGCAAAAGUCGAGCGGCCCCCGAUGAGGUAUUUGCAUAUUGGGACCGAAAAGUAUAACACAAAUGUUAUCUUUUUGAUAAUUUAUGCAGUGAAUUAUAAACAAAUUUCUCGGUCGUCUACAAAGCGGCAAGAAUACAAGUUCAGAAACCUAAAGUUAACACAAAAAUAAAUAAAAGAAAAGCUAAACAAAUGAUAAAAGAGAAGAAACUGUAGCAAAAUAUGCAAAAAGGGCAGCUUAUCUGUAUCGUGUAUGCAUAAUAUCGUAGUGGAAUUUGUAAUCUUUAAGUUUCGUUUUCUUCUAAGCUAUAAACCAUAUAAAAAGCUUAAUAUUAAAUGACUAGCUACUACUUAGACAUUUCCAAUCCCCCAAGAGUAUUUGUUAGUUUAAAAAACAUUAAUCGUUCUAUAGAAACACCGCUGGUAGACAAAUUUCGCGUAAGCCUACUCGUUUUGAGGUUCCCUCGAGUUAUUAGUCACAAUUAGCAAAUUUUAAAUGUACGAAUAUCCAUGAAUGUAAAUGUAAAGCAAAGCGCACAAAGUUGUAUAGCAAAUAGCAUAAAUUAUUAGUAUUAAUGUUGCAUAAGUAUUUUUCCUUUUCGUGUGAUGAUUUGGUAUGCAAAUCGGCCGAAAUGAUGAUCAAGAAAAUUAUUAUUGCUGUCACCACAAAUAAAUACAAA
This is a messenger RNA of Drosophila rhopaloa, 3917 nucleotides long. RefSeq names its product knirps-related protein. The record is from RefSeq and is a predicted model, not a curated record. The coding region runs from base 1021 to 2958 and encodes 645 amino acids. The transcript is spliced from 4 exons. NCBI's taxonomy places the organism in Eukaryota, Metazoa, Arthropoda, Insecta, Diptera, Drosophilidae. Gene Ontology annotation, molecular function: zinc ion binding; sequence-specific DNA binding; DNA-binding transcription factor activity. Gene Ontology annotation, biological process: regulation of DNA-templated transcription.